Psylliodes chrysocephalus is the source of this 1753-nucleotide messenger RNA. The record is from the annotation of a GenBank genome assembly. NCBI's taxonomy places the organism in Eukaryota, Metazoa, Arthropoda, Insecta, Coleoptera, Chrysomelidae.
UCGCCAUAUGUCAAAAAAGCAUCCCACUCUACCAAUUACAAGGCAACCAGCAUUGUCAGUAAAUAAUGAAGAAACUGGAGAGGAUAAUCUGAUUCAGACAGCAAUUGCUGGCCCUUCAACAGCACACCCACCUCAGCCAAAACGGUUCUGUCCUUUGAGAACUCAAAAUAUUUUACAAUAUUUUCAUAAACCCCUUCCAUUAAAAAAACAAAAAGAAAUUGAUCGGCAACUAGUGGUAAUGAUUGCAAAAGAAUACCACCCAUUCAGUAUCGUUGAAGAUAAGGAAUUUAUAAAAUUUAUACAUUUAUUAAACCCUAGUUAUAAACUUCCAACAAGAAAAACAGUAUCUGCAUCUCUAAUCCCAGCAACAUAUGACGAAAUACAUAAAACUGUCAAAAUAAGACUUAAUAGGGCAUUUGCAAUAUGUUUAACGACUGAUGGGUGGACAUCAAGAAGUAACGAUAGUUUUUACAGUGUUACAGCACAUUAUAUAGUUGAAGAUGAAAAAAACACGUAUUUAGCUUCAGAUUUAUUAGGUUGUGUUUCAUAUACUGAAAGACAUACUGGAGAAAACAUUGCAAACAAAAUAACAUGUAUGUUAGCAGAGUGGGACAUAAACAACAAAAUUACAGCAGUAGUCACAGAUAAUGCUGCGAACAUGAAAUUAGCUGUACGUAUUGGUAGUUGGCGUCACUGGGGUUGUUUUGCACAUUCUUUAAACCUAGUGACACAAUCUGGAUUAAAAGAAAUACAGGAGGUUUUAGAUAAAAUCAAAGUGAUUGUGAGGUUUUUUCACAAAAGCAGUCAUGCUUAUUCAAAACUAAAAGAAACCCAAGAAAGAAUGGAGCUUCCAAUUUUAAAAUUAAAAAAUGAUGUACCGACACGAUGGAACUCAACCUAUGCAAUGAUACAUCGGGUUUUAGAAACUAAAAAUGCACUGAUUUCAACACUGGCACUCUUAAAUGUUUCAUUAGCCACUAGUGAUGAACAAAUACCUCUUUUGACUUCUGAGGAGUGGACUAUUGUAGAACAAUCAAUGCAAAUAUUACAAAUGUUUGAUGUUGUAACCACUACCUUAAGUGCUGAAAGCAAAGUUACUGUUUCAUCACUAAUAAUUUACUACCGUGAGCUUUCUAAACACCUAAAAUCAUUCAACGGCUCUAAUUUAAAACCAGAGGUAGAAAAUUUAGUGAAAAAAUUAUUGUCCGAGUUAAAUAGGCGUUUUGGAGAUAUGGAGGACAAUGAAUUAAUUUCACAAUCCACAAUUUUAGAUCCGAGAUUUAAAAAGUUCGGUUUUAUUAAUGCUGAAAAAUACAAAAAAGCUGUUCAGAAACUGUAUCAUAAAAUUGCAAACACUCGAGUCACAAAUGUUAACUCUACAAUAUAUGAACAGGUAAAUAAUGACGACUUUACUGCAGAUGCACCUAAAACAAAAAAAGAUAAUCCGUUAGAUAUUCUUUGGAAGGAUUUUGAUUCAGAGAUUCAGAUGCACACAAAACCUAGAAAUGCAUUAGCAGCUGCAAUAGUGGAAUUAGAUAAAUAUUUAGAUGAACCAAUAUUGCCUAGACAAGAUAGUGAAGGAGUGUCACAAGAUCCAUUAUUAUGGUGUCAUCAACGAAGAUACAUUUACCCACGGUUAUACCAAAUAGUUAAAACAAGAUUGUGUGUUAUGGCUACUUCAGUUCCAUGUGAGAGAAUAUUUUCACAUGCUGGACAAACAGUAAACGAAAAACGUGAAAGACUUACAACGUAG